This is a messenger RNA of Anopheles stephensi (Asian malaria mosquito), 1325 nucleotides long. RefSeq names its product 50S ribosomal protein L1 (gene mRpL1). Lineage: Eukaryota; Metazoa; Arthropoda; Insecta; Diptera; Culicidae. The coding region runs from base 119 to 1216 and encodes 365 amino acids. The record is from RefSeq and is a predicted model, not a curated record. The transcript has 3 exons.
ACGCUUCACCUGUCAAGUGUACGCUGUCAACACGGUGCCGGGUGUGCGGUGUUGUUUGUGAUUAUUCAAUAAUUUCUUGCAUUUCCUGGCGCUAGGAUAAGUGUAAACUCCGGGAACGAUGCUUUCCUUAUCGAGUAUCGGGAUAAUACGAUGGUCAACGACACCGCUGAUUGUGGCCGGUGCGCGGCUUUUGCAUACCACCACGAUAGAUCUGGCCGCUCGUAAGGGUACACGAGAAAAGGCACGCAAGGCAAAGGUAAAGAAGGUUGUGGAAAAAGUUGGCUUCAUCCGGCACGAUCUGCGGAAAAAGGGAAAGCUUAAUCUCAACGUAGCUAACAAACACAUUGACGACAGCUGGAAGCAAGAUCCGAAGGAUGAUUGUUGGGUGAGCAAGUACUACAAGUGGCGCGUGUACUCGGUCGCGGAAGCCAUCCAGUGCCACCGGGAAACACACCACCCGACGGUGUACAAUCUCCCAAAUGCCCCACUGUACGCACACGUCGAGCUAAACAUGCAGGCGGAGAAGGCGACUCGUUUCGUGGAUAACUUCCAGCGCAUGGUUGCGAUACCGCACCGGUUCGAGCACGGUGAAAACCGGAACAUUAUCGUGUUUGCGAAGGGGCAGGAUCCACUUAAGGAAGCGAAAGAUGCUGGUGCAACGCUUGUCGGUGGGCUGGAGCUGAUAAAAGAAAUUCAAAACGGUGAUUUACAGCUGGCAGAAUAUCCGUUCGUGCUAGCCCAUCCGAACAUUCUGCCCGAGCUGGUGGUGAUACGUGGUUUGCUGAAGAAAAACAAGUUCCCAAAUCCACGGUCCGGUACGUUGGGUGUAAAUCUGGCGGAAAUGAUCGAAAAGUACGCACACGGCAUCAACUACAGUGCGGCUAAGGAUGAGCAGCAGAAAGAUUUCGGCUCGAUCGUUGCCUGCAUCGGGACGCUCCAAAUGGAAGUGAACCACCUGGAGAGUAAUCUGUCCGCGCUGCUGCAGGAUGUGAACUCGAUGCGGCCGAAGCGCGAAGGCAAGUUCGUGACGCGUGUGCUGCUGAAAAGUCCACCAUCUGGGGAAAACCUGAAGAUUGACCCGUUCCUGUACAUCCCGGAGCAGGGUGUGUUUGGCAAAAAGUCGGCAAAGAGCACCGCCGACGCGGCCGCGGACGAGGAGGACGAUGCGGAGCAGGACGAGGGUGUGAGGAGGGCGGCGAAGGGAGCGGCAGCGUGAGCGCGCCCAUACGGCUAUUUAACAACACAGUGCGUCGCCACGGUGCUUCUCUGUACACACCGAGUAGGAAUAGAAUAAAAAUGGAACAUGUUCCACAGUCAAACGCACA